Molecule: messenger RNA, 3221 nt
Organism: Solea senegalensis (Senegalese sole)
Lineage: Eukaryota; Metazoa; Chordata; Actinopteri; Pleuronectiformes; Soleidae
Gene: plekha8
Product: pleckstrin homology domain containing, family A (phosphoinositide binding specific) member 8
Exons: 13
Coding region: 126-1832 (568 amino acids)
Biological process (GO): intermembrane lipid transfer; ceramide transport
Cellular component (GO): cytosol; membrane; cytoplasm
Molecular function (GO): ceramide 1-phosphate transfer activity; ceramide 1-phosphate binding
Source: RefSeq, a predicted model, not a curated record
GAUGUAAAGCCGUGGUCGCUACUCCGUAAACCACACAGGGCCCCGAUGGAGUCGCAGAGAUCAGCUGUGCGUCACAUCUUGUCACGAUAAACAAGUAAUGAGCGGCGAAAUCACACAAUUAAACAAUGGAAGGAAUCCUAUAUAAGUGGACCAAUUACAUAAGUGGUUGGCAGCCUCGUUGGUUUGUGCUUGAUGGAGGAACUUUGUCAUAUUAUGACUCACAAGAGGAUGCCUGGAAAGGUUGCAAAGGCAGCAUUAAAAUUUCAGUUUGUGAAAUCCAAGUUCAUUCCUCUGACUCGACACGUGUUGACUUGACCAUACCAGGAGAGCAGUACUUUUACCUCCGAGCCAUCAAUGCGGCAGAAAGGCAAAAGUGGCUGGUGGCGUUGGGAACGGCCAAAGCUUGCCUUACUGACAACCGAACAAAGAGAGAAAAAGAGCUCCAAGAGAACACAGAGGCACUGAAAACUAAGAUGUCAGAGCUCAGGUUGUAUUGUGACCUUCUUCUGCAACAAGUAAACAAGAUCAAGGACAAUGAUGAGCUAGGAGUCACAGAGGAGGUUGGCAUAGACAAUGGAAACAUGGUGAAGUCAACAUGCACCACUUUCCUCAAGACUCUAGAAGAAUGCAUGCUGAUAGCUAAUCGUACUUUUAGUACAGAUAUGGCAACGCAGAGUCCACCAGGAUCUCCUCCAGUUGCAGCUAUCAAACCCCAAAAGAUAAAACCUGUGAACCAUUUAAAUCACAACCUCGGAGAGAAAUGGAGAGAUUCAAUCUCAGGAGAAGGGAUUGCACAAGACAACCAGAGUCUCGACUCUGGAGCAGAGGGACCAGAUGAACCAGGUCGACCUGAACGUCCUCUCACCCCGUCAGACACUGAAGCAAGCAAAGUCAACAGCUCGGUCCAUGCAGAGCGAGUUAAUCCUACUCUAAACACUACCCAGAAUGCCUCUGAGGAUGAACACUAUGACCAACUGGCUGUGGGGACUAAAGCCGCCGAUCAGAACACGACCAAACCCGAGUGUAAUCACAAAGAGGACCAAAGUCAAGAGCACGAAAACAACAACAACGACGACGAGGACACGAGCACCGUCCAGCCGCUGCUGCCACAACAGGCCACCACAGACCAAGACGAGCCUCAAAAUGACGACGAGGCGUUCAGGGAUUCACUAGAGCCUGAAGACACAGAGCAGGUGGAAACUUUCUUCAGCACAAUGGGUCACAGAUUUAGUGAUAUAAGACUGGACGACGACAAUGGUAUCCCUACACAAGAGUUUUUGGACUCAUGCUAUGCAAUAGUGCCUGUAUUAGACAAACUGGGGUCCACAGUCUUUGCGCCAGUAAAAAUGGAUUUUGUUGGAAAUAUUAAGAAAAUUCAGCAGAAGCUGAUGUCAGACCCCGACAGCUUUCCCACACUACAGUCCAUCGUGCUGCACGAAGUCCACAAAAAUGUCGCCCAGGUGCGAAACUCGGCCACCGAGGCUCUGCUGUGGCUCGGACGAGGCCUGAAGUUCCUCAAAGAGUUCCUGUCAGAGGUCAACGCAGGAGAACAAGACAUCCAGGCAGCGCUUAAUAACGCCUAUGGAAAGACUCUUCGACAGUACCAUGGAUGGGUUGUGCGAGGAGUAUUUGCAUUGGCCCUGAGAGCUGCCCCGUCUUAUCAAAGUUUCACCGCUGCCUUAGUGACGAGAGAGGGCGACGAGCUGCAGAGCGGUUUCAUCAGCAGCGUGCACCGGGACCUGGGUGUGUACCUACCUGCCAUGGAGAAGCAGCUGGCCCUCCUGGAUGCCCUGUACGAGGAAUAUAACCUGGAUUCGGACGAGGUGGUGUGAAAAUCGGAUUACAGUGAUAGUCAGAGUUCAAGGGGAGUUACGGAACCUGACGGCAGGAGCAGAGUAGUGUCUCAUCUGCUGAAGGAAGGUGCCGGAUGCAAAACAACGUGAGCUUGUCCCGUGUCAGUGUGAGGUGUUUCCAGUGGUUCCUGAACUGUGUGACAGUGGAGCAGCUCGGUGGGAAGAAGGUAUUGAUGUUUGUAUCAGCCCAUAAGGAGCAGUGCAAACGUUAGCAACUAAGACUUUAUGUAGAUUCCAGGUCUUGGUCAAAAGACCGUUGAUGGUGUCAGGGUCUGAAUCCCUGUUAUGCAGACUCUAUGUUUUGGCUUUGUAUGUACUUUAUGGAUUUGAAGGUACAUAACCACAAGGUAUUUCAGCUCCACUCUCCGAAAAGAUCGUUUUUUGAUUCACUUUGAACUGAGGAGAACGCAAAGGAAGUGUUUUUAACCAAGGUUUUUCACUUUGUUGUUGAUUGCAAGAAUAACGUCAUGUCAUUAACCCAAAGUACUAACAAUGUCCGAUUCUUAUAAUGCCUUAAGUAUGUGAUGGGCUCACAUACUGGGCUGACUUUUAAUUAGUAUUAGUUCAUUAUUUUUCCUGCACUGACAUUUUUUCCCCACAAUUGUAUUGUAAAUUGUGAAGUUUGACAGCAUAUUUAUUUGCUCUACUUCGUCGAUGAGCUGACGUCACACGGGACCAAAAAUGGAAAAUGCACACGUGAAUGGCUUUUGCCUCCUCUGCCUACAGUACGACAACACAGACGGAUGAAAUACUGUCAUUCUGAAAUAAUCAAGGACUGACGGCGGCUGAAUAUUUAUGUGGACAUCCUUCCUCUUUUAAGUUAUAACGUUCACAGUGAUGUCAUAGUUUCAUUCUGACAUUUGUGUAAAUGUAUGGACAUUUGUAUCCAUAGAGCCUGUUAAUUGUUAGCAUGCUUUUAUUUAUUGAGAGGUGCCAAUAGAAGGAGAACACAAGCCAUGGUCUGGAAGUAAAUUGACAGCCAUUAAGGGGAUUGUUUGCUAAAAUACAUAUGUGCUUAUUAUGAGGUGUCUCCUCCCCCCCCCAUUCUCAUGUUCUGCAUAUAUGUCAGUGUUCUUACCAGCUGUAUUCUUUCAUUUAUGUCUAUUCAGCGAUGAAAACACUUAGUGGCCAGUGUAAAGUGCGACUCUUGGUCCGCUGAGCUCGUAGAACAAAGUAGGAACAUUCUCACAGGGAGUGCAACAGCAGGUUUACAUCACAAAUGUGCAAUAGGCCAAUUUCCUCUUAUAGAAACGUUUCCAAACCUAGAAAUUUGCAAUUGUAAAAUGAUUAGCGUUUGGUUUUCCUUUUUUUUCUUAUCAUUGUGUAUAAAAUGCCAUUUGAUUUUUACUUAAUAAAUAAUGAAGUUGU